This is a messenger RNA of Lolium perenne, 1990 nucleotides long. RefSeq lists its product as uncharacterized. NCBI's taxonomy places the organism in Eukaryota, Viridiplantae, Streptophyta, Magnoliopsida, Poales, Poaceae. The record is from RefSeq and is a predicted model, not a curated record.
UGGAAGAAGCGUCGUCGAUCUAAACCUCUGGAGCUCCGAGCCGAGAUCAUCGCGUCCGGUUCUGGGGCAGGCGACCCGCCGACCCUAGGGUUAGGGUUGGUCCGCCGUCCGCCUCCGCCUCCGCCGGGUUGGUCCGCCGUCCGCCUCCGCCGUCCGCCUCCGCCGUCCCCUGGAGCUCGGAGCCGAGAUCUUCGCGUCCGGUGCUGGGGCAGGCGACCCGCCGACCCUAGGGUUAGGGUUGGUGUAGGAGAGCGCUCCCCUCCGCCGCUCGCCUCCGCCGUCCCCUGGAGCUCGGAGCCGAGAUCUUCGCGUUCGGUGCUGGGGCAGGCGAUCCGCCGACCCUAGGGUUUGGGUUGGAGUAGGAGAGCGGUCGCCUCUGCCGCUCACGCCCGCGCUCCGCCGCCCAACUCCUCCGCUUACUUCCGCCGCUUCGCCUCCCACUUCCACUGCUCCGGCCCUGAAGCUCGCCAUCCGGGUACGCGUAACCCGUGGCUUAUCUGGAUAAAAGGGCAAACGUUUGCUCUAAGCGAAGAAUUCAAAGUAGAGGUGGAAUAGAAAGAUGGCUAUACCAAGGGACUCCUUAGUUGAUUUCACUGUCAGUAAAAGGGGGGCCAAAUGCUGUACAAGUUUUGAUAAGCAUGUCCUUGGGAGAAAGGUGGUCAAGACAGUGACUGUACCCGGUGCCAACCCUGGAAAAGGAAAUUUAUGUGUCGAGACCAUGUUUCUGCAGCAUACCCUGAGGGCUUUGGUUUUCUUCUACUCAUCUCUACAUUUGGCUGGAUGGAGUUUCUGUGGUAAACUUACAGCAUCAGAUAUUCUUGUAACACCCUGCGGGAGUUUCCGGGUUCUUCGAUCAAAGCUUAAAUCCCUGAAACAAGCAAAUAAGAGAAAGAUCAGAAAAGAUUUCCGUUCUGCCUUCCGGCUGCUAAAGUCUCUGUUCAGGGGAGUGCCGCAAAUGCCUAGAGAAUUUAGGCAUCUUCUCAAGCUUAUGAAGAAUUUCAAGGAAGAAGAUCGCCUAGUGGUGAAUACUCACGCCGCUGGUAUGAAUGAGCAAGAUAAAAUGGGCUUAGUAGAGAGAUGCUACAGGAGGUAUGACGCCCUUGAACAACAGGAUCCUUCUGCCUAUAAGAACAUCACAGACAGGCUACCAUUCUGCAAGGUUGGGAAAAAGCAUUGGAAGAAGAGAAUCAAGAUCAACAAAUACCUCAUGCGCCAUCUGAACUACCAGAGGCCAAUAAUUAUACGUGGAAAAUUUACUGCUGGCCCAAAGACGUAUUACCCUGACACUGGCCGAGGUGUUGUGAAGUACACACGGAACUCCGUUGAACAUCUGAGCGACCAACAGGCAACAGAGCUGUCCAAAGCUGAGAAGAAAAAGAGGAAGAGGGACCGCGAGGCAGGUAUUACCGUUGAAGCAAAGAAGAACUUUGAGGACGUCCAGUGCUACCACAUGAUAGCAAAAUCUCUGCCUGGGCUCCUGUGUGAGUUCUGCAGGCUUCUUAACGAUGAGGGUUAUUUGGAAGUUUGCCUUGGCCCAACACCUACUUCGUAUAUUGAAACUGCUCUAGAUGGUUAUGAUGAUGAGAGCUCAUACAGGAAAAAGAGAAAGAAAUCUGUGUAAAUGCUGUCUGAAGAUCAAGAUUAAUUGCAAAAUCUGACACCCUUCUUGGAUCUGAAGCUGAUGUAGUCUGCUGCCCAGAAAGUUAAGUGUAGAUAAUGUAGUAACCAACUUUUUUGGAUAGCUGAAGUGAGCAGGUUUUGAAUGGUGUGGAGAUUCAUUGUUCUCACUUUUCAUGUAUUGAUAAGUCUCUGUUCGGGACUGUUCGGGACGGAGGAUUUUCCCUGUUCCAUAGGAAUGAAUCCCUUUGGGAUGUUGGGAUAAGAAAACUGUUCACCACCUGUGGUGUUUUGUAGGAAUUUCGGAGGAAACAAAACAUCCACUUGUACUGGAUGAAAAAUCUUAACGUGAAAAUUAUCCGUUGGUUUCAAA